GCAGGCAGUGGCCAGUGUGACCCCGAGUGUCCAGAGACGUGGUUUUCUGACUAAGUUGCCCCCAGAAGAACAGGAAAGUAGAGCGGGCUGAGGGGACCAAACCCCAGGAUUGGAACCUCUGGUUCAGGAGAGCCCUGGGGAGGAGAGGGGACUGUUGAAGUCCUUGUCCCAAGCCCAGAUAAGGGAGGGAGGAGAGCAAAGAGCUAGUGAAAAAUAAAAGAAGCAGAAAAGAAGGAAGAGAUAACGCAACCUUGAGAGGUAGUGAGCUGAUCAUCGAAGGAAGCAUUCAAAUGUGCCAAAUCAACAUUGAUAACUCAAGAUCCUUUCGGAGGAGUGAAAUCAAUGCCCAUAUCACAGAAGAGGAAAUUGAAGCUGUCAUUUGCUUCAAGCUGAGAUCAUGUUGUGGUUUUAGGGGGUGAGGAAGGAGGAGGAUUCAGAGGAUACCAAUUUCUGGAUAACAAUGAGUGCCAGGGCCACAAGACCCCGAAGCCGGCGAGGGAGGCACGCUCUGCCCGGUGAGCUGGACCCUGUGGCAGAGAGUUCAGAGGAGGCUGAGGCAGCCAGCGGGAGCUCUGAGCCGGGCCCCGUGCCAUCUCAGGGUAGCUGCAGGCCGGAGCUGCUGGGACCUGAGGCGGAGGCCAAAGGGCAGGGUCUGGAGAGCAGGACUGACAGAGAAGUUGAUGGGGACUCUAGCAGGGGAACUGCCCCAGCCCCUGAGGGUUCCCAUGAGCCUGCCCAGGAAGCCCACCAGGCCCCAGAGGCAGCCCCACGGGAUGGGGAGAAUGUCCCCUCUGGACCUGGAGCCUCUGACGUGUUUCAGACCCUCCAGCAAGCUCUGAGCUCUCUGGAAGCGGCUGCUGCUGCCUGGCGCUGCCGGCCCCCAAGCUGUCCUGGGCCGAUGGAGGCAAAGGACAGAAGUGAGGGGGGACCAACACCCUGCUUGGAGCAGGAUGGGGCUGGGAGCUGCCAGCGGGAGGCAGCCCGACUGGCUGAAAGGAAUGCCUGGCUGCGAUUGGCCCUGGGCAGCCGCGAGGAUGAGCUGAUUCGCACAGAGAACUCCCUGAAGGCCUUCCAGGCUGAGAAGGAGAUGCUGCAGAGAGAGGUCCAGGAGCUGCAGGAUUCCCUGCUGAGACUAAAGCCCUUCCCAUCUCCCUCCUGUGACCAAGCAGGUGGCUCAGGCAGUGGUUCCAGCAGCUCUGGGGCUGACGGGGAGACCUGGGGCACUCAGGACCCCUUCUCCCUGGCUCACCCCCUGCUCCGGCGCCUCCAGAGUGAUUCCAGCACCCAGGUGCUUGGGCCUCGCCCCACCCAGCCCCUUGCCCCUGAGAUGCAUAUCAUGGAAGCCCAGAUGGAGCAGCUCCAGGGGAACAUUGAGAAGCUCAAAUGCUUCAACCGUCUGCUGUCGGCUGUGCUUCAGGAGUACAAGGGCCGGUGUGAGGGCCUCAGCAUGCAGCUGGGCCAGCGGGAGGCUGAGGCCACUGCACUGCGUCUAGCCUUGCAGUAUAGUGAACACUGUGAGGAGGCAUACGGAGCCUUGCUCACUCUCCGGAAGGCAGACUCAGGAGCGGGAGAAGAAGCCUUCAUAGAUGACUUGGAGGCAGCUGAGAAAGCAGCUCAGAGGCUCCUGGUUCAGGAGAAGGCUGCCAUGGAUGGAGGGAUACUGCAGGAUCCGCAUCCAAGCCCCGAGGGCAGCAGUGUGGAUAGGCCCACACCGCAGGAGGUGGCUGUCCAGCUCCAGGGCUAUGUCCAGCGUCUCCGGGAAUGCCAUGCUCUGGUGAAGAUUCCCCCAGAGCCUGGCCCCCUCUUGGCACCCAUGUCCACUGUGCCCCGUGCAGAAGCCAUUGUGCAGGCCAUUCUGGGGACCCAGCCUGGCCCAGCCCUGCCCCAGCUGGAGAAGAUGCAGAUCCAACAGGACCUGGUGGCCACGCGGGAGAUCCUGGCAGACCUGAUGCUUCGGCUACAGCUGGUGCGGCGGGAGAAGCGGGCUCUGGAGCUGCGGGAGGCUGCCCUCCGAGCCCAGGGCCCAGCCCACGUGCUCCUGCUGGAGCAGCUGCGCUGGGAGCGGGCACAGCUCCAGACUGGUGGGGCCAACAGCAGUGGUGGAGACAGCAGUGGAGGCGGGAGCAGCGGCAAUGAAGAGGAGUGGUCCCAGGGCCCUCCUACUGUCCCUGGUAGCAGCAGGGGUAUUGAUGGAGGCCAGGUGAGCAAAGUGCAGGACCCAGAAGAGAUAGCCCAGGAACUGUCCGCAUCACUCACCCGGGCUCUGGGCCUGCAGGAGCAGCUGCAGUCUUUGCGGGAAGAGCUGGAAGAGAUGGCUCAGAAGGGGCGAGCCAGACGUGCUCAGAGUACUGAGCUGAAUAGUGAUUUAUGCAAAGCUCACAGUGCUCUGGUCAUGGCCUUCCGUGGUGCCCACCGGAAGCAGGAAGAGCAACGGCGGAAGCUGGAGCAGCAGGUGGCACUAAUGGAGGCCCGACAGGCAGAGGAGCUGGCAGUGCUGGAAGCCACCGCAAGGGCUCUGGGGAGGCCCAGACCACCCUGCCCGCCUCCCCGGCCAGGGGAGACCUUUCUGUAGGCCCUGCUCUGGUCAUGUCUGGACGUGCCAGAUAGUUGUGGCAGGUCACAUUAUAAACUGUUCCGGAGUGAUGUUA
Hippopotamus amphibius kiboko is the source of this 2648-nucleotide messenger RNA. It is a transcript of the gene USHBP1, whose product is annotated as USH1 protein network component harmonin binding protein 1. The coding region runs from base 461 to 2572 and encodes 703 amino acids. The transcript is spliced from 12 exons. NCBI's taxonomy places the organism in Eukaryota, Metazoa, Chordata, Mammalia, Artiodactyla, Hippopotamidae. The record is from RefSeq and is a predicted model, not a curated record.